Psylliodes chrysocephalus is the source of this 1567-nucleotide messenger RNA. The record is from the annotation of a GenBank genome assembly. NCBI's taxonomy places the organism in Eukaryota, Metazoa, Arthropoda, Insecta, Coleoptera, Chrysomelidae.
AAAAUGUCAACAUCAUCAGCCGGAAGUGACAAGUGACAUUUUAACUUUUAGUUUCUUGGCAUUUUUUUGCGAUAUAAGAUUUUAAUUUUUUUUAUUGUAAUAUAUGACGUCAUUAUCAACUAAAAAAAAUGCGAAAAAUGUUAUUUCUCAAAAGUCAAAAUUAAUGUCAAAGUCAAACAUCAAACAUUAUUUUGCUGUUUGGAUUUUGUAUUUUGUUGCAGUGAUUAUUUUGACCUAUACUCUAAUUGAUUUAUGUUGGUUUACAAAUUAACCACAUAAAUGAAAAAAUAAACAAAUAUAGCAUAUGUAUGUACAUGCAUCUGUUAUGCCCUACUGACACUAUUUCACUACCCUUGAAUAGAGUACAAAUAAAGUGAUUUAAAUAGUUGAAAAUGCCUUGGAUUUCUUAUCUAGAAGGUGGACCUAAGAGGGUGAACCAUGCCGCGGUGGCCGUAGGACAUAAAAUAUAUUCUUUUGGCGGUUACUGCACUGGAGAAAAUUCUAGGGAGUACACUUCAAUGGAUGUGCAUGUAUUAAAUACAACAACUUUUCGAUGGAUACAACAUCCUGUUAGUGACUUACCAUAUUUUGAAAAUGAUGACAUUUUGCCUUAUAAAAGAUAUGGCCAUACAGCAGUGGUAUAUGGUGAUAAAGUAUAUAUAUGGGGUGGUAGGAAUGACAGGGCUUCUUGUUCAACUUUAUUUUGUUUUGAUACAAUUUGGCAUUGCUGGACAGCACCUAAAACCACUGGAAAUAUCCCACCGGCUAGAGAUGGUCAUUCAGCCUGUAUAUGGAAGAACAUUAUGAUUAUUUUUGGUGGUUAUGAGGAAGAUUCAGACGCCUUUGCUAGAUCUGUCUAUUACUUGGAUUUAGAUAAAAUGCAUUGGACCUAUGUUCACAUCUUGGGCCCAGAACCGUCUUUAAGAGAUUUCCACACAACGGUUGUCAUUCGCGACCGUAUGUAUUUAUUCGGUGGUAGGGGGACAUUGUUCAGUAUAGGCCGAUCCGAAAUACUAUACUGCAACGAAUUGUGGUAUUUAGAUCUGAAUUCAUGGAUGUGGUAUAACGUUAAAGUUAGUGGAGAUGUACCAGUCGGGAGAAGAAGUCAUUCUGCUUUUGUUUAUGAUGAUAAAAUGUACAUAUUCGGCGGUUAUAAUUCAACGAGAGAGGAACAUUACAAUCAUAUGUACGAAUUCAACCCCAAGUUGAGUAUGUGGAGGAAAUUGGAUAUCGUCGGAAAAAGGCCUUGUCGAAGAAGACGACAGGCGUGCGUUGUAGUAGGAGACAGGAUGUUUAUUUUUGGAGGCACAAGCCCCCAUCCAUCGGCCUCGUUGAAUAUAUCAAACAGAAACAUAGAUGACAAAUUAAUAGACCACAGCGAUAUGUAUGUAUUGGAUUUCAAACCGACAUUGAAAACCUUAUGCAUUUUGGCUGUUUGGAAAUACCAUUUAGAUGAAUCUUCUCUACCUUCUAAUAUUAAGUCCGACAUAAGGAAUAUGUACUGCCCGAAUAAAAUAUCUUUGACUAGACCAUGUAAUUCGGCCGGAUAAGAAAACAAAAAUGGAGA